Messenger RNA from Penaeus monodon (black tiger shrimp), 1167 nucleotides. Its product is annotated as oplophorus-luciferin 2-monooxygenase non-catalytic subunit-like. Lineage: Eukaryota; Metazoa; Arthropoda; Malacostraca; Decapoda; Penaeidae. The record is from RefSeq and is a predicted model, not a curated record. Gene Ontology annotation, molecular function: protein binding. The transcript has 7 exons. Bases 27 to 1112 code for a protein of 361 amino acids.
AUUUUCGCCGUCUUGCCCACUCAGUCAUGGCUCUGAGACUUGGCGAGGCGGCUGCGGUGCUCGCGCUGCUGUGGGCGGCGCUGGCGGAGGGGCGGCCGGGGGAGGCCGGGCUUGGAGGAGACGCGAGGGGCGCCAGCGAGGGGAAACUUGACCUGUGUCCUCUGGCGUGGGAGAUUUACCCUUGCUCUUGCACUUGGGACAUGGACCUGGGCCAACCCGAUCUCUAUUGCCCGCACAUAGAAAGUUUGCAACAGCUGCAAGACAUAUUCACGACGGCCUUGUUCCCAGCCAAGAGGUUCUGGAGGAUUCGGAUCUCGGGGGCGCCCCUCGGAGACCUGCCGGAGGACCUCUUCCAGGAGAUCCAAUUCGACGAAAUCCAUAUGAACUCGUGCAACGUGACCUCCGUCCACCCCGGCGCCUUCCGAGCCUCGAAGCCCAACAUGGACACGAUGGAAAUGUACUCGAACCUCCUGACGGACGAGACUUUUCCCUGGGAGACUCUGAACGAGUAUCCUAAGCUGUGGCGCGUCCACCUCCACCACAACCUCUUCACGUCCUUCCCGCAGCUGGUGUCCGACGCCCUCGAGGACAUCAACCUCUGGCAGAACCCCAUCACGACCUUCACGCGAGAGUCCUUCGAAGGGGCGCCCAAUCUCAGGAUUAUCAAUGUGAGUCCCUACGUCGAAGGCUUCCCAGAGGACGCGUUUCAGGCCCUUGAGAACCUACAGGAGCUUCACCUGAGUAACAACCACCUGGGGGAUCUCCAUCGGGGACAAAUCUCCCUUAACUCGGAGAAGUUCGCGUAUCUUUACCUUUCCAACAAUUCCAUUAGCAACAUUGAGCCUGAUGCCAUUACGGGUUUUACGAGCACCCGCCUGAAGGUGUUCCUGGAGGAUAACAACUUGACCCGCGUGGAGGAGGCAGUUUUCCGGCCUCUGAUGGACCGCAUGCUGGACGGGUGGGGGGAGAUCGACCUCGAGGGUNACCCCCUUGUGUGCGACUGCGAUAUGUAUUGGCUCCUCAGCAACACAACCUUCCUUUCCAACGUUAGAUCCGGUUCGUGUAACGGCGUCGACCUCCACGACGUUGAUAUAUCUUCGUGGAACUGUUAAAUAAGGUCGUGUUUUCUUUAAAUUCAUGUCAUUAAAAACUAAUAUCCAUACCUUU